Molecule: messenger RNA, 942 nt
Organism: Pochonia chlamydosporia 170
Lineage: Eukaryota; Fungi; Ascomycota; Sordariomycetes; Hypocreales; Clavicipitaceae
Product: nucleoside-diphosphate-sugar epimerase
Exons: 2
Coding region: 1-942 (313 amino acids)
Source: RefSeq, a predicted model, not a curated record
AUGUCCGAGAUUCUUGUCAUAACCUGCCCUGGGGGCAAACAAUGCUCUCGCCUUAUCCCCUUGAUCUAUAGCAAAGGGAAGUUUCAGCUUCGCUUGGCAGCACACUCGUCAAAAUCGGCUGAAAAGCUGAAGUGCCUCUACCCCGACGCUGACGUCGUAACAGUAGAUUUGCAGUCGCUUUCCGAUUGCACAAAACUACUUGAAGGCGCCACAGCUAUUAAUGCUGUACUUCCAAGCCUUCAUUCUCACGAAAAGGUCAUGGGCUUUAAUCUGAUUGAUGCUGCUGUCAUAGAAUCAAAACGGCAAGGCAAUGUGUUCAAACAUUUUCUCUUCUCCAGUGUGCUUUCUACACAGCACAGGACUCUACUACAUCAUGACCUCAAGAGUUACGUCGAGGAACACCUCUUUUUGAGUCCAAUCACUUGCUGGACAAUCCUGAAACCUGUGAAUUUUAUGGAUACCUUCCCUCUGGCAAAGCUUGUUGCUCAGGAGAAGCCGGUUCUUGAUAAAUGGUGGUCACCAAACUAUGCCAGUAGCCUAGUCUCCCUGGCAGAUCUCGCGGAAGUGUCAGUCAAGGUUCUGAACGAGAGAGAAGCUCACUAUCUUGCCGAGUAUCCUCUGUGCUCGACGAAGCCUAUCGCUGAGACAGACGUGGUCAAAUUGGUUGAAAAUCGUAUUGGAAAACAAAUCGAAGUCAGGGUUCCAUCCCUAGAGGCUGGUUCGGACAAGCUGAUGGAGUUCUUGUACGGAGCCGGGACCAGGCAACUGGGAAGCCAAGGCGAUCCUCGUGGAGACUUGGUUCGAGACACAGUUGAGCGCUUAAUUUUAUAUUACAACCGUCGCGGGUUGCAGGGCAGCCCUAAUGUGAUGAGGUGGCUUUUGGAGAGGGAGCCUACGUCGGUUGAGGAAUGGAUUGACAAUGUUUUGGCGAACGCCGCGUGA